This is a messenger RNA of Diachasmimorpha longicaudata, 7457 nucleotides long. RefSeq lists its product as uncharacterized. The transcript is spliced from 15 exons. NCBI's taxonomy places the organism in Eukaryota, Metazoa, Arthropoda, Insecta, Hymenoptera, Braconidae. The record is from RefSeq and is a predicted model, not a curated record. The coding region runs from base 951 to 2837 and encodes 628 amino acids. Gene Ontology annotation, molecular function: protein binding.
AGAGCUUCAGUACCAGCGCUUCAGCCGCUCCAUGCGUUUGUAUAUUUGAUGCUCCGCGUUAUCACCGCUGUUCAAAAUAAAAAUCCUCAAUCACAACAAAUAAAAUAAAUUUUUAAAUACUUCAACUACUCGAUCGCCCCUUCAAUUUGACUGACAUUUGCUGGUGUGGCUGAAUUAUCGAGCAUUAAUCCUCUCCGCGAUUUUACUCCGCAAUUCCCUCGAAUAUUGAAUUACAGAAGCUGUCAGUUAAGAGUGAACCAUCGCACCGAUGAUAAUCGGAUGGAGGGAAGAAAAUAAAUCCGUCAAAGUGUAUUAAUUUCUCGUCUUUCAUUCAACACGAAAUAACAAAAUGAAAAAUGACGGUUAAUCGACGGUAAAAUCGAUCAUGCGGUGAAUUAGUGACGAGUAUUAGUGAUUUUAGUUUAUCUCAGUUGCAACAAGUGAUAUUUCACGCAUUAUUGUGCUCGAGAGGAUUAAAUUCGUGGAGUGAAUUGUUUAUUUUGAAAAUUUUGGACAAUUCGAGAUAUUUCGCUGAUUUUUUUUUGCUGUUAUUUUUUGGUUUUUUAGUCUCUGAGAACUCGUGGCAAUUUACGGAGAGAUGAAAAAUUGAGAAAUACAUCGGCGUACGAGUGCUCUCAACGAGAUAUGCUUCCGGGCUUUCGUACAAAACGAGUCCUUGGAAGUGCAAAAAAUGAAGAAAACAUCGUAGAAGGUUUGGACCGGCUAGAGUAAGACAGGAGAUUUAUUGCGGAGUCGGUGGAUGGGAUUCUCUGGCUUAUUCGCGUCGCCCUGACUAAUGACACUGGGUGGAGAUACCGAGAAUAGGGGUAAACGCAUGGACGAAACUACCGAGGAAUAGAUUUGGCUGAUCACAACCAAAAUAUCCACUAACCAUUAGGACAUCAGAUGGACCCAAUGAUGUGUGAUUUUCUGAUCAACAAAAUCACGGAAUGUGUCGUGAUAGUGAUUGUUCAUGUAUCGCGGGUUUAACCGGUGGUGGGAAAAAAUAUCUCAUAAAUAAUUCAUUAAAAGUUGAAUGUGCGAAUGUCGGUUAUUGUGAAUGUGGGAAGAAGAGCUGUGGAAGAGCGCUGGCUGUGCAGUUAUCAUCAUCGUCAUAUUUAGGAGGAAGAGGUGGUGGAAAAUUGUGCGAGAACACGAGCGGUCCACAUUCGGCCCGCCACCCUGGCGGUAUGGUCCUUUGGGCCGCUAUACUAUUCCUUCAUGGAGCUGGAUUCGUUGGAUCGAUGACAGGUAUUCCUGGCGUACCAGAAAACAUAACUGUCAUGUUUCUGAAUCCAACAUCAGUAAGAGUAUCCUGGAGCACCAGCCAGGUCGACCAAGUGGAAAAGUACGAUGUGACAUACAAACCAACCGAUGCAAGGAAUUUUACUAUUGACAGGGAAGAUUUCAGUGACAGGAAUGAAACCAUCGAUCAGUACUAUGAAUCUUACAAUGAAACAUACAACGAAACGUUCAGCCUAACAUACUACGAACCGUACAAUGAGACGUACGAUGAAAGGAACGAUACCAGUGACAGUUACAGGAUGGUGCGGUUGGUCGCAGGGAACAGCGACGCUGUCACACUCAGCGAUCUCCAAGCUGACACCCAGUACCAAUUGGUGAUCACAGCUGUGAGAGGAGGCAAGAAAUAUCGAAGUCGACCGAUCGUCUUCCGUACACUCGAGCCACCACGAACCUCUCCACAGCAGGAUGCAGCAGUCACAGGAGGUCCCAUACCACCGCCUCCACCAUCAUCACAACAGCCACAUGCUUAUAUCCAAGUACGUGGAGUGGAAGUUGGGAUAGUAGUGAUGGUCUUACUCGUAUGGGCGGGUGCGAUAGCCCUGUUCUUCAACCGAUGGGGGAAGAUACGUAUGUUGUUACCUUAUCAACCGGACUACAAGGAGCAACUCAAAGUACCCGGGACUGGAGUAUGCACAGCAGCAAAUGCUGCCUGUACACAGCACUCUAGUCAACAUGCCUGUUCACAGGUGAGCCGAAGUGCGGAGAGUCUUGCCGAGACGUCAGAACCGAUUGCACAUUUCAAUCAUGAAAAUCAUCUCCACUGGUCGAGCCAUCGCGUGGAUUCCCUGGACAGCACUGGUGGAGCUGGAGGUAUGGCGUGGCCAAGAGCCUCGAGGCCUCGAGUCAACAGUGCCAUCGACGUUGCUGGCUUUCUGUCCCAGGAAUUCCUCCGACGUCACGGCUCUACAUCCCGUCUAUGUCGGAAGGUUCGCAGUGCAGAUAAUUUGCCCCUAGCAUCAUCUGGCCAUCAGGAUUGCGAACAAACAAGCUGUCAUGAUGAGUGCAUGGAGAUGGACAGAGAGAGGGACAUAUUUCUGCCGAGAAAGAGUGAGGACGAUGAGAAAUUUGGUGAGACUGACUUCGAGUCGAAGAGACAGAGCAGCUCAGAAAGUGGAUCAAAGGAUCACACUGAUGCACCCCUUAUUGAAUCCUACCAUCAGCAAUCCACCUCCAGGAGCACCACUCCAGGGAACAGCACAACAACGUCCAUCUCAGGAGUAGGAAGACGAUUUGGGGGCUGGAGAUUUGGAGGUAGUCAUGAAUAUGUCAGAUGUCCUGUUCGACAGCCAGCUUCCAUAGAUGAAAGGAUAAAUCGUCGUUCCUGCGAACCAGAUUUUACAAGAGUCAAACCCCACCACCCACGUUAUUUGCACCAUUGCUCAACAGACACCGACAGUCACUCACGAAGCUGCGAUUACACAAGAUACACGAUAGAACCGAAUAUCGAGACCCAGCACUUUGGUCUGCCAAUUCUCAGUGUCAGUGAGCCAAGUCCGCCGGAUGAAAAAAAUCGCCUCGAUGAUUAUUUGUAGGAGUCGCUUGACGAGGACGUCCUCAAGGAGCUCCUCGUUUAGUCCAGCAAUUACCCCUCAAUUUUUUUAAUAAAGAAAGCUGGUGUUUAAAGUCAAUGAAUCAAUGAUCCAGCAUUCGAGAGUUAAAAUUCAGGGGAUACAUCCACCGGAUUUGGAAAAUUAUUCUGCGGAUAUACCGCAGUUGUCAGGAGAUUUUAUUUUAAAAAAGAAGACAAAGUCUACAACAGACGAAUCUCCUGACGAAUAUUCCCUAGACCUCUUCCUUCCAUUUGCAGAUAUUUUUUUCAGUCAGCAUUGAUUGCUUCAUGCAAAUAGUCUACCUCCAUGUGGUAAAGUCAAAAAAUAUCCAGACAGUUAAAUGGAGAGAAGAUGGAAUUAUCUUAAAAAAUAUUUUAAUGGUCAGCUAUUUGUGUCGAAUCAAUAACUGCAAAAGGAAAGAGAAGGAAACCUUUUCCCGAAGGACCUCCACGAACGAUCAAUUUUAUCGAAAAUCGGUCUGUAUAUAGUAGUAAAGGUGUAUGAAACAAGAAGGAUACAAUGACCGGUGGAAAUACACGGAAAUAACGCGACUUUCGUCAAUAAAAUCUCUGAAAUUUCAUUAAAAUCACUGUUGAAAAUAAUUGCAACCCAUCACAUCAUUGCUCACGUUAAUUUUAUGAUGAAAUCAACAAAACUCUUCCGUUUAGUAAAAUUUAAAACUGCUUUUUACAGCCAAAUAAACAGAUACAAAAAAAUCCAUCAUUUCAACAGGGAAAAUAAUUAUUCCUAACGAAUGUCUGUUGAUUAAAUUAAAAUGUCACCUACAUGGCGCAUCUAAAUUUGACAAGAAUUCAUUAAUCAUUCCCAAAUUUCUGAUAAUUGGUCCAUGUGAUGGACAAACUGGUUCAGAUGAAUUUUGUAUGCACAUAAAAUUUUCAACAGUGAUAUUGCACAGAGGCCUAUAAAUAUCGAACAAAAUUAUCAGAAAGUUCAAUUAUACUACUCCACUGGGAAAUAUAUGUAUUGCAUGGUUACAACUUCGCUGCAUCAAUGCAAUUCUCCGUCCCCUUCCCCUUUAAACAAAUGUCAUAUGACAGCGGAUAAAUGCGAAAUAAUUAGGUCAAAAAAAUUAAUGCUGGCUAUUUUCAUCUCAAUUUUUUUCUGAUAACAAGUAAUGAUUAGUUUUUCUUAAUCAUUUUUUUUCUAAAUUCGCCCGGAUAUUUCUGCGGGAUUUCAACCGAUCAACUCAUCUUUAGCACAUUUAUAUAAUAUGAAAACCCCUUUGAAAGGAGAGGUAUUCGGUAUUCUUACAGUUUUUAGAAACUAAGACUACUGACACUAAAUUCUUUAUAUUUAUAUAAUAUAGAAACUAGCAUCUGCUCAAGGUAAAUAAUUGAUGUAUAGACUGGGUCCACGUAUCAUCUUAUAACAAUCAAUUCAAUCAAUUUUUAAAGCCGUAGCUCCUUUAAUUAUCAAUAUUUUUCAUUUUUUAUUUCGGAACAUUUUUGUGUGGCUACUAUUAAAAAAAAAAUGAGACAAAAAUCGUUAGUACCGUUUCUAUUGGCCUACUAAUUUGGCAUAGAUCUGUGAAUGUAUAAUAACGUAUUCGUGUAAUAUGUGUGAUAAACUACCGGAUAAAGAUAUACGAAAAUAAUUAAUAAUCGAUAAAGUGUACCGUUAAGCCCCUUCAUCAAAUGUAUAUUUCUUCAUGAUUCACUCAUUGGUUUGCAAUUCUUCAUAAUGAACAUUACCUUAUCCCUAGCAUAGCUAUUAAUUAUCAUAAUGAAGAAAAAUAUCACUUCCACAUUUGUACAUUUAAUCGCAAUUUUUUUGGUAAUAUAAUUGAACUGCUUAACCCAGUCAAGCGGAGGCAUCACUGGUGUGGAUUGAUCAUGUAGAAUUAAUGCAACGAAAUCACGCAAUGAAGAGUCAAUAUUCGGAGUGCUGAGAUGACGGCAGGAAAUUAAAGUGUUUCCUCUUUAUAAGUAAAAAUUUUCUAAGCCUAUAGCUUUACAAAUUGAGACCAAAGAUGAAUCAAACUAUUUAUGUACAACAACUUGACGAUUUUGAUGUUACUAAAUCUACAGAGAUAGACAUAACGCGAAUAUUAUAAAUAAUUCGUCAGUCAUUAUAAGUGGACAUAGAUGAGGAAAAUCAGAACUGAAAUGGUAGAAAGUGAUUGUCCAGGACUCGAACGAUCUUAUAAAUAAAAAAAUAGAAGUACUGCUUUUGUGGGGAAAAUUAUUCUCCGCGAGGAAGAUCGUUCGAUAUUUUCUCGUUAUUAAAACAACACUCGUCUGUGAGGAAAAACUACUAAUCAACAAGUUUUAUCAUUUCUCUACUUGAAUAAUCGAACGAAUUUCGUAGGGGAAAUGAAGCUUAUGUGUUUUGAAGUAUCUUCUACUCAUACUUUUUGAUGUAAAUAAUUGUGGCAUAUCUGAAAUGACUAAUAUAUGAUGUAUCAAUGGUAAGAUGGUGGAGAAAUUAGCACAUAAGAGAAUCUAUUCCUGACGGAGCAUUAGAACCGAAAUAUUAAUUAAUAUAAACGCAUAUUAUUACAUGGACUCUUCCAGAAUGAAAUCAUCAAACGAAUUCAAAUGACGGAAAUGGAUUAAUUUGGAAAUGCGUAAUUAAUUUAAAUAUCUUCAGGGGAACAGAUACUUAAACUAUGUAGAACAAAGACCAAGAAACCGACCUUAAUUAAAUUUAAAGAAACAUUAGCUAAAUGACCACUCGAUGUCCACCUUUGCGACAUCAGGUUUAGAAUUUUUCAGGAAUAAUUAAUUCCACGACAUUUUUUGUCCUCCCUUUUAAUACAUAAUUACUUAUGGUUGGAAGGAUUUAUUCGAUGAAAUAAAUAAUUUCUCAUGGUUUUUCAUGCUGUUUAUUGUUUUUUGUUAUUUAAUAGUGGAUUUUAAUUUCGUUAAUGAUAAUGAUUCCUCUCAUUCUUACAAUUUUUUACAACGGUAAAUAAUUUGUUGCUUCACCGAAAUUGAGUGGGACCAAGGGAAGAUUGAAUAUAUUUAGAAUUAGAUGAGAAAUUAAUAAUAAUUCUGAAUCACAAAAAACCAGCUCCCAAGAGCAUAUUUAAAAGCGGAAAUUUUUAUUCAAAAAUUGAAACUAAGUGUAAACAGUUGUCUUGAACGGAUUAAAAUUAACUAAAAUUAUGGCUUUCAAUAUUCCCAAAUGUAAAGAAUGAAAGGAAAAUGUUUAAAAAUUUUUUAUUUAAUAAUGUUCCAACUAUGAAUUAUGAUAUUGCAGAUUUUUUCCUUAUAUUUGUAAAAUUAAGAAAUAAAAGUGCAAAAAAUUGUCUUUCGAUCUCGAAGUAACAGAACAUAUAGUUGCCGUAAAGCAUUCGACCCUCAACGAGACAUAUACAACUUCUAUAUUGAUUCCUUCGAGACUCAAUAAAUAAUUCAAGUGCCCACUCGACAUUAUAAAGCCUCCAUAACCCAAAUACCUCUCGCUUCCACUACAAUCCAAGUUCAUGUAACACGAUUCAGAAAAUUAAUUUAAGCAGAAAAAACGACGUAAAAAUUUUGCUUUGUUACGUAAUAUCAUGAAAAAUGACACUGAAAAAUUGACGCCAAAGAGAAUUAGAGGCUCCGCAGGGUUUUAUCCUUUGGCUAAUGUUCUCAAUUUUCUUUGUAGAAAGACUAAUGACCUGUGUCAUUUGGCAAUCAACUGUAAUAGGGUUGACAAUAAGGCGCUUAUGGUUGUCUUGGUCCUAUUCUUUAUUUAAUUUUGGGGAUUCCCCAGCAGGUGUCCCAUCCCUCCUCCUUUAAUACCCUACUAUUGCAUAAUGAAGUAUUCCAUACCAAAUAAGGCAACAACUGACCCUCUCCCUUUAAAAAUUUUUUCAUUACUCAUCGAAAAUUUUGGUUUAUAAAUUCUACGCACCACUGACGCCAUUACAUUUACCUAAUUACUAACUUACUAAUUACUUGGAUGCAACACUAUUUUUUGUACUCAUGUGUACCAAAAUGUGUAUUAUCGGCAACAAUUUUAUCAUACCCGAAAUGUUUCUGUAUUGCUAAUGUAUCUACUUCACUGAUAAAAUAGAAAAAGAACGAAAAACUGAAUAUGAGAACAAAUCGAUAUUUGAAUAGAGGAUUUUAUGUUCCUGGAAGUCUAGCAAUUUGGGUCUGAAUGCAAAAUUUUAAUGUAUUUUUUUAUUUUUUUUAAAUUAAAGAAAAUCAUGAACGUCACAGUAAAUUGUAUGUGUGGGCAUUCGAAUCACUCAUUUUUCAUUAUUAAAAAAAAAUAAAAAUAUACGUAUAUCAUAUUUUUCUUUCGACAUUCACUUCCAAUACUAAAAAAAUUGUCAUGUAAAAUUCCAAUGACAUUUUUUUAUUGCUGUUCACUUUUUAAAAUAACGAUGAUGCUGAGCAAUUUAUUCCUAAACUAGUCUUACCCUAAAGAUGGAGAACGUAACGUACACAAGGAAAUUGUGAGAUUAAAAAGAGACAUCUAAAUAGUAUAAUAAUGAUAUUUAAUACUAUGGCAAGUAUUGGAGAAAUGUACUCCGAUAUUUACAUUAAAUAUAUCUAGAUCGCUCUAUAAAAAUAUGAUUUGAAAAUUGCACAUUAUAUACAGAUUUCUUUCACAGCCAUGUGAAACAUAAAUUCGCUUUUAAGAUCA